Kogia breviceps (pygmy sperm whale) is the source of this 4774-nucleotide messenger RNA. RefSeq names its product tetratricopeptide repeat domain 14 (gene TTC14). NCBI's taxonomy places the organism in Eukaryota, Metazoa, Chordata, Mammalia, Artiodactyla, Physeteridae. Gene Ontology annotation, molecular function: nucleic acid binding; protein binding. The record is from RefSeq and is a predicted model, not a curated record.
GCGGCGGCUCCAGAACACUUCCGGGAGGCUCCUGUGGGGAGGUGUCUGGGUGUGUGCUUCCGGCGGGUUCCUGGCUGCUUUCUCAGCCUCCCGGACCAUCGGGCUGAAGUAGUGGGCACAGAACGGGGGGCUGGCAACCCCCGGUCGUUGGGCCCGUCAAUCUGUAGCCAUGGACCGGGACCUUAUGCGGCAGUCACUGAAUUUCCACGGGCCGUCAUUGCUCUCCCUGCUCAGGAGCGAACAGCAGGACAAUCCCCACUUCCGGAGCCUCCUGGGGUCGGUGGUCGAGCCUGCCCGGGGCCCGCCGCCCCAGCAACAGUUACAGGGCAGAAAAGAGAAAAGAGUUGAAAACAUUGAAAUACAAAAAUUCAUUUCAAAAAAAGCGGAUCUGCUUUUUGCACUUUCCUGGAAAUCAGAUGCACCUACAACUUCUGAAGUUAAUGAAGACGAUGAAGAGCAUUAUGCAAUCAUGCCACCUUUAGAGCAAUUCAUGGAGAUACCUAGUAUGGACCGGAGAGAGCUCUUUUUUCGAGAUAUUGAGCGUGGUGAUAUAGUGAUUGGAAGAAUUAGUUCCAUUCGGGAAUUUGGGUUUUUCAUGGUGUUGAUUUGUUUAGGCAGUGGCAUUAUGAGAGAUAUAUCCCACUUAGAAAUCACAGCUCUAUGUCCACUAAGAGACGUGCCUUCUCUCAGUAACCAUGGGGAUCCUUUAUCAUAUUACCAAACUGGUGACAUCAUUCGAGCUGGAAUCAAGGAUAUUGACAGAUAUCAUGAAAAGCUUGCUGUAUCUCUAUAUAGCUCAUCUCUUCCACCACACCUAUCUGGUAUUAAAUUAGGUGUAAUUAGUUCCGAAGAACUUCCUUUGUACUACAGGAGAAGCGUUGAACUAAAUAGCAAUUCUUCAGAAUCCUAUGAGAGUAUCAUGCAGAGUUCUUUGGGAUUUGUUAAUCCAGGAGUAGUUGAAUUCCUUUUAGGAAAACUAGGAAUAGAUGAAUCUAAUCCACCAUCUUUAAUGAGAGGCCUGCAAAGCAAAAAUUUUUCUGAAGACGAUUUUGCUUCUGCAUUAAGAAAGAAGCAGUCUGCAUCUUGGGCUUUAAAAUGUGUGAAGAUUGGAGUUGAUUAUUUUAAGGUUGGACGCCAUGUGGAUGCUAUGAAUGAAUACAAUAAGGCUCUGGAAAUAGAUAAACAAAAUGUGGAAGCUUUGGUAGCUCGUGGAGCAUUAUAUGCAACAAAAGGAAGUCUGAACAAAGCAAUAGAAGAUUUUGAGCUUGCAUUGGAAAACUGUCCAACUCACAGGAAUGCAAGAAAAUACCUCUGCCAGACCCUUGUAGAAAGAGGAGGGCAGUUAGAAGAAGAAGAAAAGUUUUUAAAUGCGGAAAGUUACUAUAAGAAAGCUUUGGCUUUGGAUGAAACUUUUAAAGAUGCAGAGGAUGCUUUGCAGAAGCUUCAUAAAUAUAUGCAGAAAUCUUUGGAAUUAAGAGAAAAACAAGCUGAAAAGGAAGAAAAGCAGAAAACAAGGAAAAUAGAAACAAGUGCAGAAAAGUUACGUAAGCUUUUAAAAGAGGAGAAAAGGCUAAAGAAAAAAAGAAGAAAAUCAACUUCUUCCUCUUCAAGUGUUUCUUCUGCUGAUGAAUCAGUUUCUUCUUCUUCAUCCUCUUCCUCUUCUGGUCACAAAAGGCAUAAGAAACAUAAGAGGAAUCGCUCAGAGUCUUCUCGAAGUUCCAAAAGGCAUUCAGCUAAGGCAUCCUCAAAUCAGGUAGAUCAGAAUAAGAAAGAUGAGUGCUUCCCAGUUCCAGCCAAUACUUCAGCAUCUUUUCUUAACCAAAAACAAGAAGUGGAAAAACUACUGGAAAAGCAGGAUAGGUUACCAUAUCAAAAGAAACAGGUAAAAGAAAAAGAUAGAUGCCCUCUUUCUUCAUCUUCAGUUGAAAUUCCGGAUGAUUUUGGAGGUAGGUCUGAAGAUCCAAGAGAUUUUUAUAAUAGCUAUAAAACUCAGACAGGUAGUAGCAAAACAGAAAAGCCACAUAAAUCAGAAAGACAUUUUUCCAGUAGAAGAGAUUCCUCAGAUUCCUCCUAUAGGAAUUCAGAGGACAAGAUAAAAAUGUAUGGUUAUAGAAGAUUUGAGAAAGAUACAGAAGGAAGAAAAGAACACUAUAGAAGGUGGGAGCCAGGUUCCAUGAGAUAUUCCACUUCACCAGCAAGCUCAGACUACUCUUGGAAGUCAGUUGAAAAAUAUAAAAAAUACACUUAUUCUGGAUCACGUGAUUUCAGUAGACAUGAACAAAGAUAUCAAUUAAAUAAAAAUCAAGGAGAAUAUGAAAGAGAGGGUAAUUAUGAGGAGGAUAUUAAAACAGCGGUUCCAGAAGAGGGACUAAGUAGCAAAGAGCAUUCAGAAAGUGGAGUUAAAAAAAAUUUACCUCAAAAUUUACUCAAUAUAUUUAAUCAGAUAGCUGCAUUUGAGAAAGAAAAAGGAAAUAAGCCAAAAAAUUAAUAUGCCAAGGGGAUCAGCACCGUUACACUAAAGGCUUUUAAUAAAAGGUUUUGGUCUUUUAGUAGUAACAGUCCAGUGCAGAAAUAUCUGCUCCUGCAGUUAUUUUAUUUGUAGAGACUACAGAAAGCAAGUGCUUUUUAUAGCGACCCUCAAAGUAUAUUUGUUUCAGUUGUAGGUCCCCUUUUCAUAGCUUGAUUUUUUUCAGGCUUUUCUUGUGUAUGUUUAUGUACAGUUAUUUCUUACUCUGAUGAUUUAAACUUCUUCACCUGAAGAUAACACUCUCAAAGUACUGUUUCUUCAUUGUAUUAUGGUGUGUGAGAAUUCCUUGGGUCCACCUUAUCCUGCUGUUUGAGAAAAUAUUAAAUUUGUGCACUGAACACUUGGAUCAUUUAUAUCAAAAAUUAUUUCAUUCUCUCCUCUGUUAAAUUAAAAGCUCUUGACUUUUGAAACAAAUAUAUUUGAAUGUUUCAUAAGUACCAUUUUAUAUUCAUUGUUUAAAUAUUAAGGUUUUUGCAUAACUUCUAUUUUAAAAUGCUAGAUUAUCUGUCUUGUCUAAUUGACCUCCAAACCCUGAUUUAAUUAAAAUAGUUUAUGUAUCAGCUGUCUAACAGGUACCUUAGGAAUAAAGCCAUGAAAGUUGACUAGGGGCCCAUUUUACUUAUUUCUCUUUUUCUCCCCCCUUCUUGCUAGCAAUAUAGCACUAAGAAAUUUCUUUAAAUAUUGGCAAGACCCUAAGAGACUACAUUCCAGGCAAAAAUAGAUCAGAGUAGGAAAGAGUUCUUUUAGCAAAAACAGCAGUGGCAAGUGAAACACACUAUAAAUCUGGUCUUCCACUACGGGAAAGGAAGUUAGGAGGCUGUCCUAGUAUUUCAGAUGUCCAGUUGGGAAGGCACUGGGCCUGUUUCUAAAUAGCCUAGAGCUGGCCUGCAUUUCUGCUUUUCUUCCUUAAUACCUCUCCUCUGAUACCUCCUUUCUUAGAGUCUGAAUAAAUGACUAGGCUGACAGAGCCUGGGCUUAGAAUAAAUUUCAGCAACUAGAGCUGAAGAAGGAAUGGACUUGGAUCGUCAGGAGCCUCCCCAAAUUAUUGAAAACAGUAUAGAUAGGGCUAGAGAUAGAUAUAAAUGUAAGUCAUAGGUGUUUAUAAUGGGCUUUAGAGUCUUUCCAACUCAUGAUGACACUGGAUGGGUGGGUUGGAGGGUAGUGAGUAUCCAUCUACAAAGGUCUAACUGACAGAGAAUGAUAGAGGAAGAAGACAGUCCUUGUUCUGUCUUGGAGUUCCUGCCAACAGUAAAAUACCAAAAGUUAGUAUAACUGGAUGUGUACUAUUUGUGACCUUCAGACUUCAGUGAUGGGAGCCUAAUGAAAAAGUUAAAAUUUGUUUUACAAUGAAACAGAAAAAGAAACUCGGUCAAAAACAAUAGGUAAUGGCAGUAGAAAUCAGUCAGUCACUUGGGCAUUAGUCUUUGCACCAAGAAAUUUAUCUGAAAAGAGUCCCUAGUUCUUUCUGUGUAUUAAUAGUUCUGGUAUCAUCCCUAUGUAGCCCUACAUAGUGGUGUUUUUAAAGAGUGGAAACUCUUGACAUACUAUGCCUUGACCUUUAGGAAUUGCUAGCACAGCUUCAGGAUUUUACAUACACUUUAUUUAAUAAAAUCUCUUUGAGCAUCACUAUCAACCAGCAUUGUCAUUUCCAAAGCAUUUUUGUGGCUUAAUGUUACAUUCAGUUACAAAAAAUUAGGAUAGUAUCUUAUACAACAGCCUGCCUGAAUUUAGAAAUUCCAUCUUCCCCAAAGCUUCUUUCCUGGGAUAUAUUAAGCAGAUUAUAUAAGACAAUUUAUAAGGAUAUAUUCAGGAAACCCAUCACAGAAAUAGUAUAUAUUAUUGGAGAUUUACUUGUGAAGAAUCCCUAGUGGUAUCUUCAGCACUUUUUUUCCUUGAACAUUAUGUCUAUAGUUUGUACGUACCCAGGCAGUAUCUUGGUUUGCAUAAGUAGAUGACUUUCUAACACAGCAGGUGAAUGUUAGGAUAACUCUCUAGAUUUGGAGAUAAUGGGGUUGAUCCCUUGUUUCACCAUUUAACAUUAUUACACUGAACUUGGAACUAUUACUUUAUUUAAGAGUUAAAUGUAGACUUGCAUGCUGGCUUGACCAUUCCACAAAUACUGUGCUAGGCUUUGGUUGGUGACUCAAUAAUAGGUAGAAGUUACUGUGCAAUUCCAAUGUGUCAGGCCCUGUGCACUUUGUAUAUAUUAUCUGAUUAUUUCAAUAAACUUUUGAUAUAGAUAACUCU